GACGUACGAAACGGCCAGCGCUCAGUAUUACCGCUCGGACCCUCCGGCCGGCGGGACGUGUUCCUCGGUGUCGUGUGAUCGCACCAGCGCAUCAGAGCGCCGCCGAUAACAGAACUUAGAAUUGUUAACAUCAACUCGCCGUGUUGAGCUUUCGAAUUUAAAAUCCACGUCUAUUUAUUCGCUUCUGAAACGUUGACGCAUAUAACGAAGGCAGGAGAAAUUCAAAUGGAGAUGGAGAAAGAGUGCGUUGCGGGCUGGGGAAGGUGGCAGGCACGCAUCGCGGUGUUGCUGGCGCUGCCGGUGAUGCUGACUGGCAUGUACGGCACCAACUACGUGUUCCUGGCAGCGCGGACGCCGCACAGGUGCCACAUCCCAGAAUGUGAAGACAACAGCACACUGUCGGGGCCGGUACCGGCAGACGCGUGGUCACCGUCCUGGUCCACGUGGGCGCUGCCGCCGGACUCCGAGUGCCAUCGCCGCCCCACCCUGGACGGAGUCUGCAGCGAAGCGGGCUUUGAUAACACCACCACACUGGACUGCGAAGACUUUGUCUAUCAGCAUCACAGCAGUAUCAUGUCUGAGUUCGGUCUAGCGUGCCAGGAGUGGAAGCGUACGCUCGUGGGCACGGUCCACAACGUCGGGAUGCUCGUCUCUCUUCCAAUAAUGGGAUACGUCUCCGACAGAUGGGGCCGUCGAACAGCAUUGGUGACGAGUGGCACGGGCGCGGGACUGGUAGGGCUCUGCAAGUCCUUCGCUGGCUCGUAUCCUACUUACUUGGCGGCUGAGUUUUUCGAGACUGUACUCGGAGCUAGUGUGUAUCCUGCGGCAUUCGUACUUAUGAUCGAGUGGCUGGGGGUUGAACAAAGAAUAUUGGCCAGCUUACUACUCGGCAUUCCAUUAUCUGCGGGAGCGGCGAUGCUGGCUCUGCUGGACUAUUUGACCGGUUAUUGGCGCACAUGGGCGCGCAUUGCCUAUCCCCCAUCUUUUCUGCUGUUGCUUUACCCUUGGAUCCUACCUGAAAGUAUUAGGUGGCUCGUGGCAGGUGGAAAAGUUAACGAGGCUGUUCGGGUCAUAAAACAAGCAGCGAAAGCGAACAGAGUCACCAUUCCCGACGACACUUUAGACAAAAUGCUUUCGAAAGACCAAGUUACAGAUAAAGUGGAGGCUAUUGUUCAAGAGGAGAGCUUAUUCAAGGCUUUUAUUAAAUACAGCGCGUUGCGGAGAAGAUUGCUCGUUUGCUUCGCAUGGUGGACGUGUGCGGUGUUCGUGUUUUACGGGCUCGCAGUGCGUGCGCACGCGCUGGCGGGAUCAGCGCACGCUAACUACGCCCUGUUGGCCGCCGCGGAGUUACCAGCGCUUGUCUUGAACACGCUGUUGCUGGACCGCGCUGGCCGCCGGCCUCUGCUCACUGCGGCCUUCCUCCUCACCGCCGUCGCCCUCAUCGCUAUUCCCUGUUUGCCUGAUCAAAACAGUGGAUUGGGUACGGCGCUCUUCCUUGCGGGUAAGAUGGGUGCGACGAUGGCCCUGAACGCCCUGUACGUGUACACCGCCGAGCUGUUCCCGACGCGCGCGCGACAGCGCCUGCUCGCCGCGUGCUCCACGUGCGGCCGCGUCGGAGCCAUCCUCGCGCCGCAGACACCGCUGUUGGCUGCGUACGGGACAUGGGUGCCGACGACGCUGUUGGGUGCGUUGCCGCUGCUCAGCGCGGCGCUGACGCGGCUGGUGCCGGACACGCUGGGCCGGCGUCUCCCCGACUCUUUCGCCGACCUGGACUCCUCGUCCUCCGACAUUUCCGCCUCCACUGCUCUGCCCUAGCCCUAGCCGUCGCUCGACUCCAUUGAUCUCAACUAGAAUAGUUAUGUUAGGGUCAACGGGUUAAUGACAUUCAGCGUUGUGAUAGCAUCACAAGUACGGAACGAAGGAUGUCUCUGUGCUCCCCGUGUACGUGUGCGCCUGUGUGCGUUAGCGGCCACAUUGACAUGAGCUUUGCGUUUGAUAAUACAUAAAGACACAGAGUGAUUGUUUACCAUCUUAUCACUAGACCGAGUCUCAGCAACUGAGAUCGGUAUUUGCUAUUGCAAACAAAUACCAAGCUUCACGCCGUCUCGAAUAUCUAAACUUAAGAAGCGUAGAUUAUAUUUAAUUGUUAUUAAUCACGUGCUGUACGUGUGUGUGUGCCUCCAGCGAUACCAUGUUUUAUGUAAAUAAUUUCUAAAAUACUUACGAUUAAGAUAAAGUUUUAUAAUUUUAUAAGAAUUAAAACUAGAAGUAAGAUAACAAGUCUAAAAUGACAAUAAAAUUAUUACGAUAAGAUCGCAAUAAUUCCCAAUAUUUGCUCA
This is a messenger RNA of Vanessa atalanta (red admiral), 2339 nucleotides long. Its product is annotated as solute carrier family 22 member 6-like. Gene Ontology annotation, cellular component: membrane. The record is from RefSeq and is a predicted model, not a curated record. The transcript is spliced from 8 exons. Bases 226 to 1815 code for a protein of 529 amino acids. NCBI's taxonomy places the organism in Eukaryota, Metazoa, Arthropoda, Insecta, Lepidoptera, Nymphalidae. Gene Ontology annotation, biological process: transmembrane transport. Gene Ontology annotation, molecular function: transmembrane transporter activity.